GCUGGACACAACUUUGCCAAUGCUGAUAUGAGUUACAUGAAGACUUUGUGUGGCACUUUCUUGCAUGGCCCCAAAUUGCCAGAAAGGUUUGAAUUUGCUGGUGAUUUGGUCUUGCCAAAAAGCUUCGAUUCAAGGCAACAAUGGCCAAACUGCCCGACCAUUAGUGAAAUCAGAGACCAAGGCUCUUGUGGUUCCUGCUGGGCAUUUGGUGCAGUUGAAGCCAUGUCGGAUCGUGUUUGUGUCCAUACUAAUGGCAAAGUGAAUGUGGAAAUUUCUGCUGAAGAUCUGCUCUCUUGCUGUGGAUCUGAAUGUGGGAUGGGAAUAGGGACUUUAGCCACCUGUCCCAUAAAAGAUUAUUUUCAAAUGGUGUUUUAUUCUGUAUUGUAUCCAAUAGGAUGUAGGCCAUACUCUAUUCCACCCUGUGAGCAUCACGUCAAUGGGACUCGCCCUCCAUGCACUGGAGAAGGUGGUGACACCCCUGAAUGCAUCAAAAAAUGUGAAGCUGGUUACUUUCCUUCAUACCAAAAUGACAAACAUUAUGGAAUGACUUCGUAUAGUGUCCCUGGCAGUGAGAAAGAAAUAAUGGCUGAGAUUUACAAAAACGGACCAGUGGAGGCAGCCUUUACUGUUUAUUCUGAUUUUCUCAUGUACAAAUCAG
Messenger RNA from Protobothrops mucrosquamatus (brown spotted pit viper), 658 nucleotides. Its product is annotated as cathepsin B-like. Gene Ontology annotation, molecular function: cysteine-type endopeptidase activity. The annotation marks the transcript as partial. Gene Ontology annotation, cellular component: lysosome. NCBI's taxonomy places the organism in Eukaryota, Metazoa, Chordata, Lepidosauria, Squamata, Viperidae. The transcript has 5 exons. The record is from RefSeq and is a predicted model, not a curated record.